Molecule: messenger RNA, 802 nt
Organism: Zea mays
Lineage: Eukaryota; Viridiplantae; Streptophyta; Magnoliopsida; Poales; Poaceae
Exons: 4
Coding region: 57-623 (188 amino acids)
Source: RefSeq, marked validated
GGAGCAUUCAAGAAUCACUCCCUCCACCAUCAGGAGGGACCACAGCGGCCGAAGCGAUGGGGCGGCCGAGGCCCAAGAGAGGAGAACGGCGGAUCGACGCCGCCAUUGACCACCUCUCCCAGUACGGCUUCGCCAAGCCCCAAAUCCGCAAGAUUAUCAACAACCUCUUGCAGCUGUACGGGAAAGAUGGGUGGUUGUUCCUGGAGGAGGCGUCGUACCGUGUUGUGCUUGACAAACUCCUGGAAGAACAGGCGCAGGAUGAUCAGAAACAAGAAGCAGUGGCUGCAGAAGAGGCAUCACCACCACAAAAUGGUAUGGAAGUCGCACUAGUGCAUGACGAGGCACCAAAUGGAUCUCAAUCAGCCCUUGAACUGCAAGCUUCUCCAAACAGUUCACCUCCCUUGGAAUGUGUACUGCCACUGGCUCCAGCCAAAGGACCUCCUCGUGCAAGGCCACCCUGCUAUGGAUGGAUUAGUGAAGAGUCCGGGAGUGACAGUGAACCAGAGGAUAGAGAAAUGCUUUCUGAUGUAGCAAGGCCUGUGAUUUUCCCAAAAAAGGAUAUACCAAAUCCUGUGGAAACAUUGCCUUCUAAGAGGAAGCGGCCAAGUAGAUGGGAUGUCUGAGAUUAGGACUGACCAAAUUUGCAAGAUGGUGGCCUUCAAGGAUCAACUUUCACCUAUAACAAGUACAUACAUAGUGUGUCUAGCUGGGAUCAAGGCAGGAUGAGACAAAUGUAGCGCUGAUUGGUUGCAGACUGACAGUAGAACAGACUGCUGCUGUUUGUGUUCCAGAGACGACAAAA